Ictalurus furcatus (blue catfish) is the source of this 2820-nucleotide messenger RNA. It is a transcript of the gene ccr6a, whose product is annotated as chemokine (C-C motif) receptor 6a. Gene Ontology annotation, molecular function: G protein-coupled receptor activity. The record is from RefSeq and is a predicted model, not a curated record. Gene Ontology annotation, biological process: G protein-coupled receptor signaling pathway; immune response. The coding region runs from base 1382 to 2581 and encodes 399 amino acids. Lineage: Eukaryota; Metazoa; Chordata; Actinopteri; Siluriformes; Ictaluridae. The transcript has 2 exons. Gene Ontology annotation, cellular component: membrane.
GCAUUCAAAAGACUUUCAAUUGGUAUCAAAGACUCCACCUCGUUCAAGUGUACAUGCGUGCGCACGGUACCGCUCAUACAGUCACGCAGCACACAACAGCUGUGAAGCAGACUUGCGGCAAGACUGGUAAGCACUUUUGUUUCCUCUUAAAAGUUCUUUCAUUGUUUUAGUUUUUUAAGUGUUUUUCCCCACACUGAAUUGUCCGAGUAGACUCGAGAGAGUUUGUACCAUUCAUUAUCUUGUGUUUUACUUCACGUUAAUUAAGCUGCCAUGUGUGCAUUUUUAACUUGUUUCCUUUAUUUAUUUAUUUAUUUAUUUAUUUAAAAAAUGUGACUUGUUAAAAAAAUAAGUUGUCAAGCUAAGCUUUGAUGUCCUGUUUUUUUUUUUUUUGUUUGUUUUAAAAAAGGAACGGUCUAGACCGUCCACGUCUUUAUGAGCAAAAAUGCUAAUAGGUGGGUUUUAAAAAGUGGAAUUCGACCGAGUAAUUGCCGAAUACUUUUCGAUUAAAUUCGAAAUGUAUUUAAUUCAUUUUCAUUUAAAAGGUCGUUUGGUCUUUGCGAAUUGUCUAAGGAAGUCCGUUUGAAUUUUUCGCUCUAUUCAUGUCUCCACUUUUUUUUUUUUUUUUUUUUUUUAAAAAAAAAGCUCAAUACAUUUACUUGUCCCACAACCGGUAAGGAACAACGUGACGUUUAUAAAGGCCUGAACUGGUCAAUUUGCAUACAGCAAAAUCCAAGCUGUAUCCGACACUAUUCAAAUGUUAAUCUCUGUUAAUUAUUUAAAUGUCCACAAUAACACCUGGAUUUUUAUUGGAGCCUGAUUGCGUUUUCUUCUGGAACUGUCCAUGCGUAGGACGUAUAUUUUGUGAGUAAAAAUGUAAUUAAUCAGUCGAUAUUGUUAAAUCACUAUCCGCCUACGUUUAUUCUUAUGCUUGUUUUUCAGUUCUUGAGGUCUCGGAUUAAACCCGUUCGAUUUAAGCAACCAGUCACACUGAGAAAUCAGUCAUAAAUGUACGUUUGAUAAGAGUGGGUGAUGUUUUCCACCACUGGAUCACCUUUUUUUUUUUAAAAAAAAAAAAUCAUGUACCCUGCAGCUGUGCUUUACCGACCCCGCAUUGGGAACCACUAAUCUAGAUUACUGAUGUAGAUGAGGUACAGCCGUCGGGUUUCAAACCUGCAGUUGCUGAUCUGUGGUAAAAGCGUAUUGAAAAACAAAAACGCUGGUUUAUAGUUUCUGUGGUUUUUUUUUUUUUUUUUAACCCCGUCAUGUGUUUUGCUAUAUUACAGACCAUUUAUUGAAAAACUGCUCAAGGAAAGCAGUGCUGCAGAACACACGUAAAAAAAAAAACAACAACAACUGCACAGUCCUGUCAUUUGCUGUCAAAAUGUUGGUGGAUUAUGGCAAUGAGACUUCAUAUGAAAAUGAGACUUCAUAUGACUAUGAGAGUCCAUGUGACGUGGACGAUUCAGGAAACGCUUCUGUUAAGUAUUAUCUCCAGGUCUACGUGCACUCCCUUAUCUGCAUUGUAGGGUUCAUUGGCAAUGUCCUGGUGAUCCUUACAUAUGCUUUCUACAAGCGCACCAAGUCCAUGACUGAUGUUUACCUACUGAACGUGGCCAUAGCAGAUGUCCUGUUUGUCGUGGCCCUGCCUCUGAUCAUCUUUAGUGAGCAGAGUAACUGGGCUUUGGGUGAUUGGUCCUGCAAGCUGUUGCGUGGUGUCUACAGUAUCAACCUGUACAGCGGCAUCCUGCUGCUGGCUUGCAUCAGUUUAGACCGCUACUUGGCGAUUGUCCAAGCUCGCCGCUCUUUCCGAUUCCGCUCGAGCAUGCUGGUCUACAGCUACGUGAUCUGUGCAGUCGUCUGGCUUUCAGCCUUGCUCCUGACUUUGCCCACCUUCAUGUUCUACGAGCGCUACACACCCAGAGAAACAUUCAAUAUGUCAUUGUCUUAUGAAACAGUGACGAACUCUGGUUAUACACCAGUGACUAAGGAGACUAAGACUUUGACUACUGAAGUUCCAGACAGCUCGCAACAGGAGCAAUACGUGUGCUUCUUCCGCUUCAAGGACAACAACACCGCAAAGCGUAUGAAGGUGCUAGUGCCGAGUGCCCAGGUGGCUGUGGGGUUUUGCUUCCCGUUGCUGGUCAUGGGCUUCUGCUACUCCAGUGUGGUGUUCACACUCCUGCGUGCCAAGAACUUCCAAAGACACAAGGCUGUGCGUGUGGUCCUGACCGUGGUGCUGGUCUUCGUCAUCUGCCAUCUGCCCUACAAUGCAGCACUGUUCUACGACAUCAUUUACAUGUUCUCCGGUAGCGAUUGCGAGGACCAUAGUAUCACACAGCUGCUGCUGAUCCUCACUGAAAGCCUGGCCUACCUGCACUGCUGCCUCAACCCAUUGCUCUACGCCUUCAUCGGUGUCAAAUUUAGGAACCACUUCCGCAAGGUCAUGGAGGACCUCUGGUGCCUUGGGAAGAGUUACAUCGGGGCACGGCGCACGUCACGAGUCACCUCUGAGGCGUACUUAUCCUCCCGAAGGUCUGUAGACAGCUCAGGGUAUGAAAACGGCACCUCCUUCACCAUGUGAAAAACUGGAGAUCCCUGUCUAUCAGUUCAAGCUGAGGUAUAUUAAGACUAUCAGGUUUGUAGCUCUUUGCUGCACAGAAAAACAGUGCAAGCUCAUUGCUACAAUUAAAUCUUUUCUCUUUUUUUUUCCCUUUCUUUUAAAACUAAAUAAAUAAACGUUUAACCAUUGCAACGAGAAGAUAUUAGGUAGUCAUGUUUAGUAAUCCCUUUUUGUAUUGAUUACAUAAAGUGUUUUAAUAU